AUGAAGGAACGGGUUGAUCUCAAUAGCAAUGGCCUUUGUAUCGAAUCUAGUGGCCGAAUUCUUAAAAACGGGAAGUGGGUUAAACGAUAUAUUUUAUGCAAAAAGCCUAAUGAUGUCAGUGUUCCAAUAUUGUACGUUUAUAAAUCGAAAAAGGAUCGUCAAAGUAAUAACUCAAAAACUUCACUCGUACUACAAAACUAUGUUGGUUUCGAAAGUGGGUUCGAGCUGAAAAAAAGUCAACACACACUUGCUUUACUAACUUUAGAGGAUAUUGUCGUUAUUUCAUUCCUUCUUCCCGAAAGCCUUGUGGUUUGGGAAACGUGGUUGCGAUCAACAUGUGGAACAAGAGAGCAAGUAGCAGCCCAUCCCCCUACCCAGCUGUAA
Messenger RNA from Cooperia oncophora, 384 nucleotides. NCBI's taxonomy places the organism in Eukaryota, Metazoa, Nematoda, Chromadorea, Rhabditida, Trichostrongylidae. The record is from the annotation of a GenBank genome assembly.